Rosa rugosa (rugosa rose) is the source of this 1382-nucleotide messenger RNA. RefSeq names its product F-box/FBD/LRR-repeat protein At1g13570-like. Lineage: Eukaryota; Viridiplantae; Streptophyta; Magnoliopsida; Rosales; Rosaceae. The record is from RefSeq and is a predicted model, not a curated record. The coding region runs from base 26 to 1186 and encodes 386 amino acids. Gene Ontology annotation, molecular function: protein binding. The transcript is spliced from 3 exons.
ACCUCUAUUUCGAUAGGAUUUGAUCAUGGAGAUAGAUAGGAUUAGCAAUCUUCCUUGGGAAGUAUUAGACAGUAUCCUAGUUUUGCUGCCACUAAAACAAGUUGUGCAGACUAGCAUCCUAUCGAAAAGUUGGAGACACAAAUGGACGUGCCUCUCACAGUUUGUUAUUGAUGACAAACUCAUCCCCAAUUCCAUAAGAAACGUAGUGGCAAGAUGGAGGUUUAUCAUGAAAAUUCUUCGUCAAGUUCAAGCACAUAACUCUGUCUGUGCGAUAGAGAAGUUUAAGCUCUCUGCUUAUUGCUCCCCAGACAGGUCUGAUUUAGACCAGUGGAUUCAAUAUAUAGCUGAGAAAGGUCUCAAGGAGCUGAUCCUGAAAGAGUCUGCUUUAUUCAACCGCUGUGAUUUCAGGCUGCCUUGUUCACUAUUCUCUUGUCCACAACUGCAUCAUUUGGAGCUCUCCACUUGUGCGAUCAAUCCACCUCUGGAAAGUCACAUUGGAUUCAAGUCUCUCAGAACUCUCCAGCUCAAUAAAGUCAGCAUAACCUCAUGCGUGCUAGAACGGUUAAUUCCCAACUGCCCUCUUCUUGAAAGACUGACAUUGUUGUAUCUUGUUCAUCCUAUCUUUCUGAGAAUCCAAAACCCGAACCUCAAGUAUCUGGAGAUCCAUUCGAAAUUUGAAGAUGUAUGUCUCGCAAGUAGUCCUUCUCUGCUUAGUGUUGAUGUUUCCUUGAGGUGGUGGGACGAUAGCCGAUACUAUAUAAAAUCCAAUUUAUCUAGGGUUGUUGGUCACUUACAUGCUAUUGAGAGACUGAGCCUACAUAGUAGCUUCCUAGAGUUUCUGGGUUGUGAAAGUAUACCAGACAGACUUCCUAGUCAUCUUCAUCAUCUGACAGUUUUUCAACUCAAGGAUUUAAGGUUAGACUGCAUGGCACAAGUGAUGAUGUGCCUCUGCAUUCUUAGAAGUGCUCCAAACUUGGAGAAACUAUUCCUUUUGAUUUCUCAUACUUACUCCACACCUGUUGAGGAAUUUUUAGAAACACAAUCUCAGUCAUCUAAUCUGAACCUUCCCGGACUCAAAACAGUGAACAUAACAGCUGUUGAUGGAUUUGAAUCUAAUUCCGUACUUACAAAGUUUAUAAAGGAUCGGUCCCCCAAUCUAGAACAAAUGACUGUUCUACUUUAUUGAUGGCUCAUAUAAUUAAUCCUUGUAGCAUUUCAUGCUUCCAUGUUUUCUUUGCACACAGUGGCGGUUUAAGCUAAACAUGCUUCCUUUCUUUAGAGAAUAAUGAACAAGGUCUUAAUCUUAUGUUUGUUGAUCAAUUUCAUUGUAAUCCUGGGACAGAUUCGUCUUAUUAUGGUUUUCAAAUAAAGUUGAUUUUAGU